UUCUCUGUACCUGUAUAGUCCUAAAGGCCUGGGCCCUUUUCAUCUAUAACUACCAACUGCUCUGCUGCACUGAGGCCUCAAACACAGCUCUCCCUCCUAUGGCCAGGAUACCAUGGGCGGUGUCCAUGCUGUUACUGCUGGUGCUUUACUCUCCAGGGGCAUCCUCGGUCCCCGCCCAGCACUUGUGUGGCUCUCACCUGGUUGACGCCCUCUACUUCGUAUGCGGAGAACGGGGCUUCUUCUACAGUCCAAACCGACCCCACAAGCGGGACCUGGAACAUCUGCUCGGGUUCCUGUCCAAAAGAGCCAGACAGGAGCAACGGCUGUGGAAGGCUCUGUCUGGCCACAAGGAGCCCAAGGUGAAGAGAGGCAUUGUGGAACAGUGCUGCCACAAGCCAUGCAGCAUUUACCACCUGGAGGGCUACUGCGAAUGACUCGUCACUCCACGACUAGCACCACUCAUAGCUUGUAAAAAGUCAAUUUCUGGCCCAAUACUUGCUGGCUAUGUCUUAUCAACCGAAGGAAAUAAAGCUUCAUGACCCAUAACCCAGGGCCCCUCUCUGCAAAGAUGUGAAUUUGUGUUCUUUGUAGCUGGUAUAUAGUGUGGGUGGGUUAUAAUAGCUUUUUGCUGCGCUCCGACAUGUGGCUGCAGUCCUUGAGUGCUCUCUACUGGAUGAGG
Molecule: messenger RNA, 679 nt
Organism: Dicentrarchus labrax (European seabass)
Lineage: Eukaryota; Metazoa; Chordata; Actinopteri; Moronidae
Gene: insb
Product: preproinsulin b
Exons: 3
Coding region: 99-434 (111 amino acids)
Cellular component (GO): extracellular region
Molecular function (GO): hormone activity
Source: RefSeq, a predicted model, not a curated record